Urocitellus parryii (Arctic ground squirrel) is the source of this 864-nucleotide messenger RNA. It is a transcript of the gene Cenpp, whose product is annotated as centromere protein P. Gene Ontology annotation, biological process: CENP-A containing chromatin assembly. Gene Ontology annotation, cellular component: chromosome, centromeric region; nucleus. NCBI's taxonomy places the organism in Eukaryota, Metazoa, Chordata, Mammalia, Rodentia, Sciuridae. The record is from RefSeq and is a predicted model, not a curated record.
AUGGACGCCCAGCGCGCUGAGGUGCGCGCCUUGGAGGCGGAGAUUGCUGCGCUGCAGCGAGCGUGCAGCGAGCUGCCUGCGCCCUGGGAAGGGACGGCCAGAGACCGAAAAUCAUUUCAAGAAACAUACCAAUCAGAUACUAAGAAAUGUGAAUCUUCAAAAGAUCUAAAAAGUCAGCUUGGACAUUUAAAAUCAGAACUUUCAUUUCUAAGUACACUUACUGGCUUCAAUAUAAGAAAUUAUGCCAAGCAGACAGAGGACCUAACAACAACUGAGAUGACAGAAAAAGGUAUAAAGAAAGUUCUACAGAGACACAGAUUAUCAGGAAAUUGCCACAUGGUUACAUUUCAACUUGAAUUUCAAAUUCUAGAAAUUCAGGCUAAGGAGAAUUUAUCUUCUGUCAUUACUGAGCUCAACAUAAUAAUGGAACCCACAGAAUAUUUAGAAUUAAGUGAAUUUGUAUCUAGAGCUGAAGAAAAAAGAGAUUUAUUCAUGUUCUUCCGAAGCCUACAUUUUUUUGUGGAGUGGUACAAGUGUCGUAAGCGCACAUUUAAACAUUUUAAGGAGAAGUACCCCGACACUGUGCACCUCCCGGAGGGGUCCUGCUCCAGCUGCAUGGAGAUCCGCAGCGCCAGGAGGCCAGGGUUUGAACUGGUGAUUGUUUGGAGAAUACAGAUAGAUGAAGAAGGGAAGGUUUCACCAAAGCUGGACCUGCUCACCAAAGUCCCUCAGCGAGCUCUGGAGCUGGACAAGAACAGAGUCCUAGAAACCGCUCCUCAGAGCUUCCGAACCCUGCUAGAAGUGCUUGGAAUUGAAGCCGCUCUAGAAAGCCUGAUAAAAUUACUUUGUGCAGAGAAUGACUAG